This is a messenger RNA of Rattus norvegicus (Norway rat), 2130 nucleotides long. RefSeq names its product kallikrein related-peptidase 5 (gene Klk5). The record is from RefSeq and is a predicted model, not a curated record. Gene Ontology annotation, cellular component: epidermal lamellar body; extracellular region. Gene Ontology annotation, molecular function: hydrolase activity; serine-type endopeptidase activity; peptidase activity. NCBI's taxonomy places the organism in Eukaryota, Metazoa, Chordata, Mammalia, Rodentia, Muridae. Gene Ontology annotation, biological process: antibacterial peptide biosynthetic process; proteolysis; positive regulation of G protein-coupled receptor signaling pathway.
GUGGUGGCUAAAAGGCUCAGGCCAGCUUGAGAAGUCUGCAGCUAUAUUGGGAGCCAUACCCCACCACCCACUGCCCAGGGAACAGGGGCAAAGUGUCAGGUUCAGCGGUCAUGGCGAGGGCAGGACACCCCUGGAAAUGGGCAAUGGCUACCCUGAUCGCAACCCUGGUUCUGGGGGUCUCAGAGCUAGCUCUUGCUGAUGAUGUUGCCUCUUGUGACAACUCCUCUGGCACCAAACCCUCUGGAACCAACAGAGACCUCAACACAGAUUCCAACUCAGGGGAGGACACCCGUUCAGACAGCAGCUCUCGGAUUGUGAAUGGGUCAGAUUGCCCAAAGGACACACAGCCAUGGCAAGGUGCCCUGCUUCUGGGGCCCAACAAGCUGUACUGUGGGGCCGUUCUGAUCAACCCACAGUGGCUGCUCACAGCAGCGCACUGCAGAAAGCCAGUGUUCAGAAUCCGUCUGGGCCACCACUCCAUGUCACCUGUCUACGAGUCUGGGCAGCAGAUGUUCCAGGGAAUCAAAUCCAUCCCCCACCCAGGUUACUCCCACCCUGGCCACUCCAAUGACCUCAUGCUCAUCAAAAUGAACAGAAAAAUCCGUGCCUCUCACUCAGUGAAGCCUGUCGAAAUUACUUCUGACUGUCCCAAAGAAGGGACCAGGUGCAUGGUAUCUGGAUGGGGGACAACAAGCAGCAGCCACAAUAACUUUCCCAAAGUCCUUCAAUGCCUGGAUAUUACUGUGCUCAGCGAGGAGAGGUGUAAAAACUCCUACCCGGGACAGAUAGACAAGACCAUGUUCUGUGCUGGUGAUGAAGCGGGCAGGGACUCCUGCCAGGGUGAUUCCGGAGGACCUGUGAUCUGCAAUGGCAAGCUACAGGGCCUUGUGUCCUGGGGUGAUUUCCCCUGUGCUCAGCCCAACAGACCAGGUGUCUACACCAACCUGUGUGAGUUCGUUCCUUGGAUUAAGGACACCAUUCACUCCAACUAAUGAGCCAAUACCAGGAACCAUGGAGCCAGUGCCACCCAGCUGCAGUGAGGAGCACCGUCCCUCUGUCCCUCUUUGAGAAUGCUGAAGCUAAUGUCAGUCUCUCCAGACCUUGCUCUGCCUCUCCUGGCACCAAGAUCACCAUCCCCCAAGGUGGACUGGCCCUGUUUCUGUAGCCAGACCCUAGGAACACUUCCUGAAAUGACUAGAUUGGGUUCAAACCCAUCACUAGCUAUGGACCCAUCCACAAACCCCGAGUUGAGCCUUUUCCUCAGCCGUAAACCAGAUUUAGACCCUGAAAUAAAAAAAAAAAAAAAAAAAAAAAAAAAAACAUGGGAAGAACCCCUUUGCUAUUUCUCCUUCUGUGCCAUGCAGUUGUGGACAAGUAGGGAUCGUAGUUAUUUUUCUAUCAUUUAACAAGACAACAACGCCAUGACCAAAAUAACAUAUAGAAGAAAGCGUUUCUAUGGGCUUACAGUUCAAAGGGUCAGAGAACCAUGACCAUUAUGGGGAGGAGCAUGGUGGCAGUCAGGUAGGCAUGGUGCUGUGAGUAGUAGCUCAGAGCUUAAAUACUGAAACAGAUCCACAAGACAGAGAGAACGUUAACUCAGUAUGGCACUGGCAUUUGAAACCUCAAAGUCCACUCCCAGAGACACACCUUACCCAACAAAGUCAUACUCCCUAAUGCUCUCCAAACAUUUCUACCAACUGAGAACCAAGCAUUCAAAUACAUGAACCUACAAGACCAAUCUCAGUCAAACACCACAGUGGCUGCUCCUUGCCCCCAGGGGGUCUUUAGAUGACUUUACGUUUUCUUCACAAACAGUAACUAUCUUACUAUUAAGAUGCUGUGGUAGACUUUGAUUGGCUAUGUUAAUUAGGUGAGUCAACGGAUCUUUUGAUUGCUAGAUUUUAAUACUUUGCAGUCAGCCUCCAGAGGAGGAAGUGACCAAAUAAGGGACUAGACCUUGAUGGCUAGCUUUAGGACUGUCAUCUAACAGUUUAGCAAGAAAAUGGGGGGGGAGGGGGGAGGCAAAGCCUGCCAGAACCUUGCUAGCCACACUCAAGCUGUCCCAACCCAGAGGCAAGAGGACUUAAACCUCUAUAACUCCAAACCUAAAUAAACCUUUUUUCCCUUUAA